Molecule: messenger RNA, 4812 nt
Organism: Talaromyces marneffei
Lineage: Eukaryota; Fungi; Ascomycota; Eurotiomycetes; Eurotiales; Trichocomaceae
Exons: 4
Coding region: 1-4812 (1603 amino acids)
Biological process (GO): long-chain fatty acid biosynthetic process
Cellular component (GO): fatty acid synthase complex
Molecular function (GO): holo-[acyl-carrier-protein] synthase activity; 3-oxoacyl-[acyl-carrier-protein] reductase (NADPH) activity; fatty acid synthase activity
Source: RefSeq, a predicted model, not a curated record
AUGACCGCGGUCUCAGAGGAUGAGAGAGCGCGCACUUACAUAUUGGUAUUAGAGCUCUUAGCUCAUCAGUUCGCAUACCCUGUACAAUGGAUCGAUACACAAGAUUCUCUUUUGGGGGAGGAAAAGAUCCAGCGACUCGUCGAGAUUGGGCCAUCAAAUACACUCACGGGACUGGCUAAGCAAACCAUCGAGACGAAAUACCGAGAUCAUGACACUGCCCUGUCAAUCCAAAGGCAGCUUCUCAAUCUCAAAACAACUGAGAAUGACAUCUACUACGCGAAUGCAGAGGUUGCCGAGAUCCCAAAACAAGCACCCUCGAAACCCGAUACAAAGCCUGCUGCUUCAGCUCCGGUGCCCGAGACUGCUACAGCAUCACCCCAGCCAUCUACUCCCUCGCCCACACCGAGUGGAGCCGGUACCACAUCGCUUGCAACAUCUGAGGAUGUCCCAGUUAAAGCAGAAGAUAUAGUUCUUACUAUUAUUGCUCAAAAGUUGAAAAAGUCCAUCAGUGACAUUUCAAUGAGCAGUACUAUCAAAUCGCUCGUCGGAGGUCGUUCAACCUUGGAGAAUGAAAUUGUCGGAGACCUUCUUAGUGAAUUCAGCAACCUACCUGAGAGGUCCGAGGAACUCAGUUUGACAGAUCUGGGAGAAACCCUUUCCGCCGCAAAUGCUCAGAGACGACUCGGCAAGCAGACAAACAGCCUAGUGCAACGUGUUAUUAGUACGUCAAUGCCGGGAGACUUCAGUAUGACGAGGCUUAGGAAGUAUCUUGAGGAUCGUUGGGGCUUUCAAGUUGGCCGCCAAGAUGCCGUGCUUCUGUCUGCAAUCUCCUCGCCUCCUAAAAACCGUCUUCAGGAUCCAAAGGAAGUCCAUGCUUUCGUGGAUUCAUUGGUCAGGGUAUAUGCGCAAUCUGCAGGAUUGUCAUUUGAUGAAGGACCACAGCAGCAGGUAUCUGCUGUCCAAGUCAACCCGGAAGCCUUGAAUGCGGUUACUCGGAGACAAGAGGAGCUGGCAAAACAGAACCUGAAAGCUUACGCUCAAUUUCUCAAUGUUGAUCUCCAUGCUGAUGCUAAGUCUGGAGACUCGGACAGCGCCAUGUCGGAGCUUCAGAAGCAGUUAGAUCUGUGGGUAGCUGAACACGGUGAGGCAUAUGCUAGCGGUAUCACUCCAGUCUUUGAUGCCAAGAAGAGUAGAGAGUAUUCCUCUUACUGGACGUGGGCAUUACAAGAUCUCACAGCUAGUUUCUACGACAUCAGCCGAGGAACAUUGAAAGUCGACAAGGAUGUUAUUGAGGAUAUUACAUACCGGCUGGCCAACAAAUCAAGCACAGGCUUAGUGGAGUCAAUCAAAUACCUGUUGACGCAAUGCGAUGAAACGCACAAAGCCUUUUACGAACUACUUCUUAAGACUGUCUCACAGUCACUUGGAUCUAUUCCAGUUUUCAAAACGACCAAAAGUUUCCUCGGCCCUCGAACAACCAUUGACGAAGUGGGAAAUAUCAAAUACUCUGAGCAUCCGAGAUCUGAAGAUGGAUCCAAAAAGGAUUCUGGUGAACCGACUCAUCUUCCACAUAUAAAACGUAAGAAUGACAAAGGGUGGACAUUCAACUCCACAGUUACCACACUGUACAACAAGGCUGUGGAUCAAAUCUCAAGCACGGGUCUUUCAUUCGCCAAUAAAACGGUUCUCCUAACUGGUGCUGGAACGAACUCCAUUGGUGAAGAACUAUUGAAAGGUCUUCUCGCUGGUGGUGCACAAGUCAUUGUUACGACAAAUAGCUUUUCUAGCGCAACGGCUCUCAAAUUCCGGAAGAUCUACCAGGCUCAUGGCUCUAAAGGCUCCAAACUAGUUUUGGUUCCAUUUAACCAAGGUAGCCAGCAGGAUGUCGAAUCUCUCGUUGAUUAUAUCUACGGCAAGCAAGGCCUUGGUUGGGAUCUUGAUGUUAUCAUCCCAUUCGCCGCAAUCUCUGUCAACGGGCGACAAAUAGACGAAAUUGACUCCAAGAGUGAGCUUGCACAGCGUAUCAUGCUUACAAAUACUGUACGACUUCUUGGGGCUAUCAAGAGAUCUAAGGAGGUUGCAGGCUACCGAACACGGCCCACUCAUGCUAUUCUUCCUCUGUCACCUAACCACGGUGUCUUUGGAAGUGAUGGACUAUAUGCUGAGUCGAAGAUGGCACUCGAAGCUCUGUUCACAAAAUGGUAUUCUGAAGAUUGGAGCGAUUAUAUCUCCAUCUGUGGUACUUCGAUAGGUUGGACUCGCGGCACCGGUCUGAUGCAUCAGAACGAUACAGUGUCUGAGGACGUUGAAAAACUUGGUGUGAGGACAUUCUCCCGAGCAGAAAUGUCUCAAUGCAUUCUCGCCUUGUUAAGUCGUCCUUUGGUUGAGUUUUGCCAAGAAGAACCUCUGUUUGCCGAUUUCAGCGGCGGCAUGGAUAGAGUACCAGAUUUCAAGGAUAGGUUGAAUGCGAUCCAGGAUAAUAUCAAGAGCCUAAGCGAAAUCCGGAGAGCCGUUGCGGCAGAAUUAGCGAUUGACAACGGAUCUGAUCCCAAAGUGACAAAGUCAACCCAAAGCAAACAGGAUGCGAUGAAAGUACGUCCAAAAAUCGAGCUUGGUUUCCCGACCUUGCCAAGUUAUGAGACAGAGAUUCAGCCGUUCCGCUCCCAACUGGAUUCUAUGGUUUCUCUUGAUCACACAGUUGUGAUUGUAGGCUUUUCAGAGCUUGGACCUUGCGGAAACUCUCGCACUCGCUGGGAAAUGGAAGCGUAUGAAGAGUUUUCGCUCGAAGGAUGCACAGAAAUGGCUUGGAUCAUGGGACUCAUCAAAUAUUCCAAGGCCGCAGGCAAUAAACCAGCCGGAUGGAUCGAUGUCAAGUCCGGACAGCCAAUUGAGGAGUAUGACGUGAAACAGCGUUACGAGGCCUAUAUUCGCGACCAUUCUGGCAUUCGGCUGAUUGAACCAACUCUUUUCGACAAGUAUAACCCCGACGAGAAGCACAUGACCCAAGAAAUUGUUGUACAAGAAGAUCUUGCACCAUUCGAAACAUCUAAGGAUGCCGCACUUAGCUUUAAGAGAGAACAUGGAGACAAGGUGGAAAUAUUUCCAGGCCAGGAAUCUGACUCUUACAGUGUGGUCAUGAAAAAGGGCGCAGUGAUACAUGUUCCCAAAGCCGUGAAGUUCAGAAAUAAUGUUGCAGCACAGAUUCCUACUGGAUGGGAUCCACGGACGUAUGGUAUUUCGGACGAUAUUAUCAACCAAGUCGAUCCAGUCACCUUAUAUACCCUGGUAACGACUGUCGAGGCUCUCCUUUCAGCAGGUAUUACGGACCCUUACGAGAUCUACAAGUAUAUCCAUGUCUCCGAACUUGGCAACUGCUUCGGAAGUGGUUUGGGUGGAACAUACUCCUCGGAAAGAAUGUACCGAGAUCGUUUGCAAGACAAGCCUGUGCAAAAUGACGUUCUACAAGAGACGUUUUUGAACACGAUUGGAGCCUGGGUAAACAUGCUGUUACUCUCAUCAAGUGGACCAAACAAGACAUCCGUUGGAGCCUGCGCAACUUCUGUGGAAUCACUCGACACAGCCUAUGAUCUCAUUCUGGCAGGAAAGGCAAAGAUGUGUUUCGUGGGUAGCGUUGACGAGUUCUCAGAAUACACUUCUUUGGAGUUUUCGAACAUGAAAGCAACAAGCAAUGCCGAAACGGAGCGUGAGGCGGGUCGGGAUCCCAAGGAGAUGUCACGGCCUGCAGCCUCUUCGCGAAAAGGUUUCAUGGAAUCUCACGGCGCAGGUCUCCAUAUAGCUUGCACUGCAAAGCUUGCAAUUGAGAUGGGACUGCCAAUCUAUGGUGUCAUUGCCUUUACAGGCAUCUCCAGCGACAAAGUCGGCCGCUCUGUUCCCGCUCCAGGCAAAGGAGUUAUGACAAAUGCAAGAGAAUCUGCAGCUGCGUUCCCGUCGCCACUUCUUGAUAUCGAAUAUCGUCGACAACAAAUUGAUAUGCGACGACAACAAAUCACGAAGAUGAGAGAGUUGGAGCUCAGUCAACUUGAGGACACGAUUCUGCAUCUUACGGCCAAGGAUGCUCAGUUCAACGCAUCUGAAUACCGAACAUAUAUGGUCAAGCAGAUUGAUCUCAAGGUCCAGACGCAGGAAAAAGAAAUGCUUGCCUCCUUUGGAAACAACUUUUGGCGCAACAAUCCAGAGAUCUCGCCGCUCAAGGGAGCGUUGGCAACCUGGGGUCUCAGUAUCGACGAUGUGACAGUAGCUUCUUUCCACGGAACUUCAACUGUCUUGAACGAAAAGAACGAAUGCUCUAUCAUCCAGAAGCAGUUCUCUCAUCUCGGACGUACCAAAGGAAAUCGCACCCUCGGUGUGUUCCAGAAGAGCAUCACCGGGCACCCGAAAGGUCCUGCAAGUUCCUGGAUGCUCAACGGCUGCUUGCAGAUGAUGAACACCGGUCUCGUCCCAGGAAACCGAAAUCUAGAUAACCUAGACUCCCAGUUUGAACAGUACGAUUAUAUCACAUUCCUGGACCACAAUGUUCAAACGGCUGGCAUCAAGGCCUUCUCUUUGACCUCGUUUGGCUUUGGCCAGAAGGGUGGUCAAGUGAUUGGUGUACACCCCAAAUAUCUGUUUGCGACAAUACAGAAGGAAGUGUUUGAUGACUACGCGAAGAGGUUGAAGAAGAGGCGGGCCGUAGCGACGGUCGCAUUCCAUGAGGCAUUACUAGAAAACAAUAUGUUUGUUCCGAAGGAUGAUCCGCCAUACGACGUUAAGCAGGAGAUACAGACACUACUGGAUCCCAAUGCUAGGUGGUAA